This is a messenger RNA of Aplysia californica (California sea hare), 2143 nucleotides long. RefSeq lists its product as uncharacterized. Lineage: Eukaryota; Metazoa; Mollusca; Gastropoda; Aplysiida; Aplysiidae. The transcript has 2 exons. Bases 316 to 1953 code for a protein of 545 amino acids. The record is from RefSeq and is a predicted model, not a curated record.
AACGGUCGAACGGUCAUGGUGACAGGUAAUAGGUGAAGAUUAGAUUUAAGAGAAAAUACCCUGACUUUUCUUAGUCUGGUAUCUAUAGCUUUAUCAUAAUCAACGAAAAUACAGACAUUAUUGAGUUUUGGAAGUUUGAAUAGAAGGUGUGGCUUAAAAAGUGUCAGGGGUUGUAUUUCCCAAUUUUGUGAGAAAACACGAUUUUGUUUGAUACUCGGUUUUCAUUUCAAACAGCAGUAUAUAAUACACAGAGGAGAGCUUAUAAAACGCCAUUUUUGAGUGGAAUCUACAGGCCGACAGCCACAGAAACUGGCCAUGGCUCGUGCUCAGUCUUCAGCGUUGUUCCUUUUACUCUUAAUUGGAUGGGGGACCAUUUCAUCUGGAGAUCGGACCUCUGACAUCAUUGACAGACUGAGUGCACUUGAAGAAAAAGUCAAUACUUUGGAGCAUGAAGUCCGCAGGCUUAAGGAUAAGGAUACAGCAAAGUCUAACUGUGAAACUGAGGCAGUCAGGGCUGAAAAGGGCGGCGAAGAGACGAAUGCGGAGGUUGUAGGCUACCCCGAGGUAAAAAUUCUGGAGGCCAGGCGGGAGAUAGUCCCAAACGGAGUUAUGUUUACCGUACGUUAUUCUACUGACGGCCAGCAUCCACUUUUUAUCGAGUGGAGAGACAAGGCAAAGAACAAUGAAAAGCUUGAAGAUCUCGAGGACGACCCCCGCCAACAGUACGGCCCUGGGGUACGGGAAUCUCGAGUGAUUACCAGCUCCAGAAAUGGCAGCGUCGGUGUUAUCAUCAAUGGUUUAACUGCUUGGAACUCUUUAGUGUUAGCGAACGACGGGAAGACCGAUCUCGUGCAGACUGAUAUCCCGGAGCUCACUCUGAAAGUGACACCCCCUGGUGACUUGGUCUACGAGCCCGGGAGAAACUUGACCAUGAAGAUAGAAAUUCUGAAGCCCGGAAGAGACAGUUUCAAUAGCCCAACAUUUGUGCUUAUCGAUCCAGAAACAGGGGACCUCAAUAUAACAACACGCGAGCCUCCUUCGGUAAUCGCAACAGACAUCAAGAAAACAGACUUACUGGACACACAAGAGCUGGAAGCGACGCUUAUGACGUCAGUGAUCCCCACAAGAGGUGUCAUCGUGCUUACAGUGGGGAGACACCACAUGGACGAACCGGAGAGCUUGGUGAGGAUGAUUUUGAAAAGUCGCCUGGUUGUACUAAGAGCUUCCAACCAGGCUGGACCUUUCCCUGAAGGUUUCCUGCAGGUCUCCACAGACGAUGCCAUCGGAAAAAAGAUUAACGGGGUACACACAACGUUUUGCGUGGAUGAUAUCGAUGACAGCUGGAAUAACUGCUUCAUUGGGUGCUACGGUGUCGGUCCUGACCUCAGUGAAGUGACUCUGGAACAACUGUUGCUUGAUGGGAGCAGGAAAGAGGUGGCCAGUGAGACUACUCGACCGGGAGAAUACCUAAUGUAUGUCCACACCUCGCCCCAGCCAGAUGAGCAUCACAGUGACAUACGCUAUCAGUGUAGGGCGGUGGACAAUCGUCACGGUGCCGUCGUCAGGCAGGACUAUCUGGUCAAGUUUUAUGUACCCGCGAACGUCAUAGAAGAGGAGUCCGGCGCUUUCUGGGUCAACGCCACGACAUUAGAGAUCAGAUGUGUGGUCCGUAGCAAUACUGAACCGGACAUCGACAUACGUCUCAACCCGUAUCUUGAUGGAGUCAAAGGAGAUGCCGUCGUGGUUCGGAAAAGCGACCAUAAAUUUGUCAGUUCCGCGUUCUUUGAUCUCGAGCAGGUCACUAGACCUUUUCGCCUGCACACCAACAACUACUUUGGGAUGGCCGAAUGCGGUGCAAACAAAGAGGUACCAAUACCAGCUACCUACAACCAUGGUACAUUCUUGAUAGACAUACCACGCCCCCCCCUCCCUGAAACGACCACAACUGCCUAGACCAGGUUGUCCCAAACGAUGAGACACAGCAGAGAGCUAGUUUCCAUGCUGAACUCUCUAUUGUAUAUGUUCCUGUAUUUACUUAAGACAAAAAACGAGAACAAGAACGAGAAUAAGAAAAAGAACAACAACAACAACAAAAACAACAUUAUUUUAGUGUAUUAAAAAGCAGCUUAAAUUGCUCAGUUCA